AUGGCUGACCUGGACGCUGAGCUGCUCGCCCUGGCGGGAGGCGAUGAUUCUUCCGACGAGGAAUCUCCCGCCAUCUCGCAGCAGAAGGACAAAGAUAAAGAGCGCCAGGCCUCUCCUGGCAGCUCAUCUUCCAACGACCAAGACGACGACGCGGACAACAUGGGUCGCAAGGGGGUAGCCCGGCCGGUCAAGCGCCAACGCAAGAGAGCCAGAGCAUAUGACGAUGAAGAGGAAGAGGGCGAGCUAUCCUCUUCAAGCGUUCACUCUCGCCGCUCCCUUCGAUCAGCAUCCAUGUCCGAAUCAGAGUCAGAUACCUCUCCUCCUCCCGAAGAGAACCAGGGCCCCAUCUUCCCUUAUGAGAAGCUAUUCUACUCCGCCAAAGACAAGAGUGAAAUCAUGGCCCUGCCUGAAAUCCAGAGAGAGGAACUGCUAUCAGAACGAGCUCAGCAGGUCGACCGCCAUAACCAGGACAUUGCCCUCCGUCGUUUGCUAGCCAACAGAGAGCGAGAGGAAGCCCGUGCCGCGGCCAAGAAGAAACGCAAGGCCGGUUCAGCUGAUUUGGAGGACAGCCAGCGCAAGAGCUCACGCAAGAAGACGGUUCUCGGCGGACGCAAAGUGGGUGAGCCCUCAGAUGCGAUUGAAGCAUACAAGCGUCAAAGAGAGCAAAAGGGGAAGCGAGAUGAGCAGCGUCGGCGUGAUGCUUCUUCACGAAAGAAUAACAACGCCAGCAGCUCUCCUGCUCGAGAGGCAGAUGAUCGAGACGCCAGUGGUGAAAGUGAGGUCGAGUGGGAUGAUAAACCCCAACGCAGGAGUGUCUCACCCCCGCGUUACGAUCCCCCAGCUGAACUGCGGGAGUUACAGCGUGCCAGAAUUGCACGCAGCAACUUUGCCCAGGUCUGUUUCUAUCCUGGCUUCGAUCAGGCUAUCAGCAACUGCUACACCAGAGUCAGCUUGGGACCAAACCCGUCAACCGGAAAACCGGAGUACAGAAUUGGUCUGAUCAAGAAAUUCACCGAAGGACGCCCGUAUGCUAUCGAGGGGCCAAAUGGACGCAACUUUGUCACCACUCAGUACUGCCUUCUGGCUCAUGGCAAAGCUGAAAAGGAGUUCCCCUUUAUCGCCUGUUCCGAAUCCCCCUUCACUGAGGCUGAGUUUAACCGCUAUCGGAAAACCAUGGCAGUGGAUGGCCUCAAGAUGCCCACAAAGUCCGCUGUCGACAAGAAAGUAGCAGACAUCAACCGCUUGCUGGCGCACGACUUCACUAAAGAGGAGCUCGAGGAGAAGCUUCGUCGCCAGGGCACAAACGACAACAAACAGCUCAUCUACAACCGCAUCCAGCUUGAGCGUCGCCGCAACGAGGCCAUUGCUAACAAGGAUGAGGCAGCCAUCGCAGAGUGCGAUGCUGAGCUCGCCCGCCUGACUGGCCCCAAGCUCGCCUUUGGCACCACACUGGUCAAGCCACGCCCUAACGAGAAGACGCAGCAAGAACGUCUCGCCGAGCUGAACAUGCGCAACCAGAAGCUCAACACCGAGAAUGUGCGCAAGGCCCAGCUGGCCGAGCGUAAGGCAGCAAAACUAGCCGCCGCAGCCGUCGCCCGAGGAGAGGCCGUCGCCGACCGCUUUGCACGUGUCAAGACCAGAGCGAGGACGUACUACGAGUCCACGGAUGGUCAUCUCGUCCCCGUCAAGCCCGAGGCCGCCAUUGCUGAUCGCAGCCGCGCCAUCACCCCGACCACCGCCAGUAACAACACCGAUGCCACCAAUACGCCUGCCAACGGAACCACACCCCGCAGCGUUACUCCGUCCAAGCCAGCCACUCCAAAGGUCUACAAGGGCGUCCCUGUCAUUCGUCACCGGCCGACAGACGAGGACAACAUCGCUGCCCUGGACUUGGACAUCGACAUCGAGAUCUAA
Molecule: messenger RNA, 1914 nt
Organism: Trichophyton benhamiae CBS 112371
Lineage: Eukaryota; Fungi; Ascomycota; Eurotiomycetes; Onygenales; Arthrodermataceae
Exons: 4
Coding region: 1-1914 (637 amino acids)
Cellular component (GO): Cdc73/Paf1 complex
Molecular function (GO): DNA binding; RNA polymerase II C-terminal domain phosphoserine binding
Source: RefSeq, a predicted model, not a curated record